Messenger RNA from Triticum turgidum subsp. durum (durum wheat), 249 nucleotides. Lineage: Eukaryota; Viridiplantae; Streptophyta; Magnoliopsida; Poales; Poaceae. The record is from the annotation of a GenBank genome assembly.
AUGAACAAGUUCAUGAGCAACUUAUGGAAUGCCGGGGAGUUCCAAGCGGUGCUCGACGGUGGCUUGGUGGGCAAGGAGGAGGCUCCUCUGGUGGGUGCUGAUGGAAGCCGAGGUGGUGGGGAUGGAGGAGGAAGCGGCAUAUGCCCGCAGGGGUCCUUCUCCUUGCCUCCCUGGCUGUGCCGGAAGACAGUGGAGGAGGUGUGGGCUGAGAAUAACAUGGAGCCCCAACCGGUGCAUGCCCAGCCUUAG